This is a messenger RNA of Trichophyton rubrum CBS 118892, 1203 nucleotides long. RefSeq names its product multiple RNA-binding domain-containing protein 1. Gene Ontology annotation, molecular function: mRNA binding. Gene Ontology annotation, cellular component: nucleus; cytoplasm; ribonucleoprotein complex. The record is from RefSeq and is a predicted model, not a curated record. The transcript has a single exon. Lineage: Eukaryota; Fungi; Ascomycota; Eurotiomycetes; Onygenales; Arthrodermataceae. The coding region runs from base 1 to 1203 and encodes 400 amino acids.
AUGGCCUCCGUAGCAGACAGGUUGGGAGUCUCAAAGUCACAGCUUUUAGACCCCACCUCCUCGGAUGCUGCUGUGAAGCAAGCUCAUGCAGAGACUCAUGUUAUCCAGGAAACCAAAGCCUAUUUCAGUGCUAACGGUGUUAACAUAGAGUCCUUCAAGCAACGUGAAAGAGGAAACACUGCUCUCCUAUUAAAGAAUUUCACAUACGGGGUUUCAUCUGAAGAUAUUAGAAAACUCUGUGAACCCUUUGGACAGCUAACACGGCUUCUUAUGCCACCAAGUGGCACCAUUGCUAUAGUUGAGUUUGCUAUGCCUGAUGAAACCCUAAGGGCAUUCAAGGGCCUUGCCUAUAAGAGAAUAGGCGACUCAAUUCUCUAUGUAGAGAAAGCUCCCAAGAACUUGUUCGAGGGCGGCCCUCCAGUCACAAUGCCGUCCUUACUAAACCAGAAAGUCGUCUCCCAAGGCUUUUCUACAUCAGACACCUUCAAGGCAGAUGAGCCGGAGGCUCCCAUGGAGAGCGCGACGUUAUUCGUUCGCAAUCUUAACUUUGUUACUACUGAUGCCGGCCUGAGCGAUCUAUUCAGACCUCUUGACGGAUUCAUUUCUGCACAGGUCAAGACCAGACCAGACCCCAAGAAACCGGGCGAACGACUCAGCAUGGGCUUUGGCUUUGUGGAAUUUAAGAGUCGAGCCCAGGCUGAGGCAGCUCUCAAGGCGCUCAACGGGUAUAAGCUAGACCAGCACGAGCUUGUCAUCAAACCGUCUCACAAGGGCAUGGAUGCAUCUGAGCAACGACGAAGAGAAGACAAUGCAAAGAAGGCCUCCGCCAAACGAACCAAGAUCAUCAUCAAGAACUUGCCCUUCCAAGCCACCAAGAAGGAUAUCUGGUCUCUGUUUGCGGCGUAUGGCCAGCUCCGAUCUGUCCGUGUGCCGAAGAAGUUCGACCGGACUGCCCGUGGUUUCGCAUUUGCCGACUUCGUCAGCUCAAGGGAGGCUGAGAAUGCAAUGGACGCGUUGCGCAAUACUCAUCUCCUCGGCCGACGGCUGGUACUGGAGUUCGUCUCGGAAGAGGCCACUGAUCCCGAAGAUCAGAUCAAGGAGAUCGAGAAGAAGGUCGACGCGCAAGUGAACAAAGUCAAGAUUCAGAAACUUAUGGGUCCUGGAAGGAAGAAAUUCCACGUUGACGCGGACCUUGAAGACUAG